AUGAAAAAUAAGGUGAAUAAACAAAAUGGAAUUGUGAAAAAACAAUUAAGUGAUUACAAUAAUUUGUUGAAGAUUCGUGUUUGUUUACAGAAACUUAAUUCCUGCAUACAGCUAUGGCCUCAUCCUUAUUUACACAAUUUGGCAACCCAAAAUUUACCCAGCGAACACAGUAACACUCUAAAUCAAAUUAGAGACAAUUUUUUACAGCUCAGUAAAUUAUUUUUUUUAAAACUAUCGAGAACAGGAUCCAUUUCUCUCAACCAGGAUUUAUUCCAAAAUUUCGACUACUUGCCCAAAAGAAGGCCGGCCUUACUCGAUAGGCUGGAUUACUUGAAUGAUAUAACCAACUUCAACGUUAACAGAUCGUUCAAAGUCAUAAACAAUAACAUUUCGACGCAGAUAAAGUUCUUUCACGAGAACCCUGAUAAAUUUAUAAAGAAAUCGCACAUACUGAACCUGCCGAACAACAUAGUUGGCUACGAUUUUUUGACAAGACACUUCGGAGCAGAUCAAUCUAAAAAACUGCACAUAGAAGAAAUAUAUAACGACCAGGUGUUUUACGUCAAGUUGUUGAACUACUUGAUACAAAACGACAGCACAUCGGAUGUGGACCUGAAGAGUGAAGAGUCCCUAAUAAAGAAUAACCAGCAAGAUAAGCAGAGGCUAUCUCUGAAUAAAACGUCGAAGGGAAGGAAGGUUAAGUACACACUGAUAGAGAAGCUCGAAAACUUCGUGGAACGUACCACCAAUAAGAGCUUCACGUCGCCAGACUUCACCAAUUUAUUAAUCAAUUCACUGUUCAAGUCGUAG
This is a messenger RNA of Theileria orientalis strain Shintoku, 810 nucleotides long. RefSeq lists its product as hypothetical. The transcript is spliced from 6 exons. Bases 1 to 810 code for a protein of 269 amino acids. Gene Ontology annotation, cellular component: nucleus; nucleolus. Lineage: Eukaryota; Apicomplexa; Aconoidasida; Piroplasmida; Theileriidae. The record is from RefSeq and is a predicted model, not a curated record.